UUAUAAGUCCAGUAAAAAAAAUAUAUAAAAAACUAAUAAUUUAGUUUUACAUUAUUCGUGUGUAUAUCCUAAUCUUGGCCAAAAUCCCAUGGGGAUUGCAAGCUCAGCAACCCAGCAAUCAUAGCUGUCUCUCUCUCUCUCUCUCUCUCUCUCUGUCACACAGGUAAACGGGAUUUCUAAGAAAUUUGGCUGUUUGGUGUUUUGAAAGUUUGCUCUAUCAGAAUUUGAAUUGGAAUUGGGGCUUCUCAGCAAAAAGAGGGGAUGAAGAAGAAAAGGUGAUUUUUCGGUUGAAAUUACGCGCGGAAUUGUAACUGGUAAAAUUAGGGAAAUUCUGCGUGAUUAGUUUGGUUAGCAUUGUAGAAUUCAUGUGGGGGUUGAAAGCUUGAAUUUUGAAAUUUCUGGUGUAUACUAGUGAUUUUCGCUGCGGGAUUGUGACUGCAAUUCGGAGUCACAAAAAUGUACCGGACCGUGGCUACAGCCACAACUGCAACCAGGGGCGGAUCUCCAACUGAUAGUGGGGAUUGUGUUGUCACUUUGGAUCAAGUUCCACGGUGGAGCAAUUCAGAGCAUCGUUCUUCCUUGGAAUAUGACAAUGAAGAUCCUUCGUUUUCAAAUUCGUUUUUUCCUGAUCCUUUAACUUCCCAAUCUGGGGGAGAGAGCAGUAGCAAUGGGAUAGUCUCAAGAUUUCCAGUUGACCAUGAAAUUAAUUCAAAGAUAUAUCUAUGGAGAGGGAACCCAUGGAAUCUCGAAGUUGAUGCGGUAGUGAAUUCUACAAAUGAGAACAUGGAUGAAGCGCAUUGUAGUCCUGGUCUGCAUGCUGCGGCUGGACCUGGUCUUGCGGAAGAAUGUGCAUCACUGGGUGGAUGUAGAACAGGGAUGGCAAAGGUUACUAAAGCGUAUGACCUUCCAGCUAGGAGGGUUAUCCAUACCGUCGGUCCCAAGUAUGCAGUGAAAUACCAUACUGCUGCAGAAAAUGCUCUGAGCCAUUGUUAUCGUUCUUGCCUUGAACUUCUCAUUGAAAAUGGGCUGCAAAGGUGCUUGGCAGAUGAUUUGUGCUAUCGAUUGUUCUUCCCUUUUGUUUUGUUCUUUGUAAAGUGUGAAGUUUAUUUUGUUUGGCCAAUGUAUUGUAGCAUUGCAAUGGGCUGUAUAUAUACAGAAGCUAAGAACUACCCUCGUGAGCCAGCUGCCCAUGUUGCUAUAAGGACUGUACGACGUUUUCUGGAAAAGCAGAAAGAUAAAAUCGCAGCUGUUGUUUUUUGUACUACCACAUCAAUGGAUACAGAGAUAUACAAAAGAUUGCUUCCGCUUUACUUUCCCCGAGAUAAACUUGAAGAGGAGAUUGCCUUGUCGAAGCUUCCUGCAGAUGUAGGUGAUGAAAAUGGCGAGACAAUUAUAGAUGAGCGCAAAAUCAGAAUAAAGCCUUUGCCCAAGAAGAAUAUUCCAAAGCCUCCCCAGGCUCCAGUUGAGCUUCCUGUGAGUGAUGUUGGCUUGGUACAAAGGAACUCACCAUAUUUGGAUUCAUAUUUGGAUCCUGCCUUCAUGUCCUUAAUAAAAGAUCCAGAUCAGAGACGCAAGGAACAAUGGGAGAAAACUGCUCAAGCACAAAGUGGAUGGAAUUGUGCUAAAAUUCUUGGGUUUGGCGACCUUGGUGGACCUCCAUUGUCUGCUGCAGAAGAAUACUCGCUUCAUUCAAGAUACCUUGCUAAAGCAAAUUCUCUUAAUCUUUCAGAACUUGCAGAAAUGAAAAUUGUUUACCGAGGUGGGGUUGACAGCGAGGGUCGUCCUGUAAUGGUGGUUGUGGGGGCACAUUUUCUUUUGCGAUGUCUUGAUCUAGAACGAUUUGUACACUAUGUUAUUAAGGAGUUUGAACCCUUAAUACAAAAGCCUUAUACUAUUGUAUACUUCCACUCAGCAGCAUCUUUACAGCUCCAGCCAGACUUGGGGUGGAUGAAAAGGGUACAACAGAUACUUGGUCGUAAACACCAACGUAAUCUGCAUGCAAUAUACGUCCUUCACCCGACAUUUGGGCUGAAGGCUGCAAUAUUUGCCCUGCAACUGUUCGUGGACAAUGUGAAAGUGGUAUAUGUAGAUAGAUUACUGCAGCUCUUUCGAUAUGUUCCUCGUGAGCAGUUGACCAUCCCCGACUUUGUGUUCCAGCACGAUUUGGAAGUGAACGGUGGGAAGGGUCUUAUCGUGGACCCGAGAACCAAGUAUGUGUAUCAUCGACCGUAGCAUUGCGAAUACAGGGUUCCAUGAGGCAAUGAAGGAGGUCCAUGGCUUGUGAUUUCUUGAUUCUAUUUUAUUUUUAUUGCAUCUUAUAGGUAGAUGGGAGUUGAAUUUGCCGGUUUCCUGUGAAGAAAAAGAUAUCCUCUGUUUUUUUGGGAAAGUUGUUUAUGAAGCAAAUGUUGUUUGAAACUAAAGAUGGAAAUUGAUAAUAAAUAUUCUUUUAUUGUAUUGUCUUGGAUGAAUUAUCAAUAAAAUGUAAAGUUGGUUUGAGAUUUCUGAAA
This is a messenger RNA of Malus domestica (apple), 2507 nucleotides long. The record is from RefSeq and is a predicted model, not a curated record. NCBI's taxonomy places the organism in Eukaryota, Viridiplantae, Streptophyta, Magnoliopsida, Rosales, Rosaceae.